This is a messenger RNA of Cantharellus anzutake, 546 nucleotides long. RefSeq lists its product as uncharacterized. The transcript has a single exon. The record is from RefSeq and is a predicted model, not a curated record. The annotation marks the transcript as partial. NCBI's taxonomy places the organism in Eukaryota, Fungi, Basidiomycota, Agaricomycetes, Cantharellales, Hydnaceae.
AAACCCGUCAACGCUCAAUUUCCAAUCCAUGUGAUGCGAAAGUCCCCUUCUGUUCCUCCGACUUCCGAGACAAAUGUCGAUCAACAAACACCUAAAAUGGAGCCUGAUGCAGAUCCGAUGUCCCUCAUGUGGGUGGAUGAGCCUAAGGGGUUGGAAUUCAUGUCCAUAUUUGCAGCCACCGGAAUAAUCUUUGGGGGAAUUCAUUGCCUUGCAUGGUCGUUUCCCUUUCCGACACGCACGGAGAUGAUUCUAUGGCGGGUUUCAGCGAUAUAUAUCACAGUAGCUCCUGUCUUUCUAUUUUUGAUUUUUCCGAUUGGAUGGGUUGCAGGUGUCAUAUGGGUUAAGGCAUGGGUGGGGGAUUGUGUCGCAUGGCUUGAUGAUCAUGUUCAUGAGUCUAUUCUUAAGGGCAUAGUAUUACUUCCUCCACUUGUUUACGCUGCUGCGCGGGUCACCCUGACUGUUCUCGCCUUCAGUUCUUUGCAUUCACCUCCGCCCAGCCCAUACCAGACCCCAUCUUGGUCAUCAUUCGACCCGCAUUUUGGAUAG